UUUUAGAUCAUAAUAAUAUUAGAAAAAUAAUUUUUAAAAAUAAAAUGGAAAACGCCAAAAAGAUGGUGCGUAAAGCAGCUAAACUUCAACAACACCAAAUUAUGAAAAUUCUACAGCCAACUUUAGAUGAACGACUAAAGAAUAUUGGACCUACCUGUAGUUCUGCUGCAGAUAUUGGAGAAGGAGCGCUUGAUGGAUUUCCGGAUGCCUAUUUGGACCCUCCCUAUUUGUUUGAAUGUUUUUGGGCCACUCGUUUGAACCGUGAAGAUGCUGAUUGGGCGUUCCAGUUGUUCAGAAGGAAUAUGCUCGAACUCUAUAAAAGAUCGCGUUGGGGCUUUGAUGAAGAACUUAAACAGCGUGAGCUAACUGCGACUGCUGCACGUUUCUUCAUUAUUCGCGCUCGUAUUCAUCACUCCCCUUCUUGUCCAUGUUCUUCUUCUUCGGAUACAAGUACCACUGUUCGACCUGUUGCUUAUGCACAUUUUCGUUUUGUCGAAGAUGAUUCCCGACCAGUUCUUUAUUGUUAUGAGUUACAAGUAGAAAAGGAUUAUCACCGCCGUGGUCUUGGCACAUUUCUUACCGAAAUAAUGGAAAUUAUUGGGAAAAGUACUAAUAUGGAUGUGGUGAUGUGUACUGUAUUCUCUUACAAUGAAAGUUCAAUUGAUUUCUUCCGCAAGAAUGGUUAUGACAAUGAUCGGACGUGUAUUUAUGGAAAGGAUCGUUCAGGUGGUUGUUUGGGUAGAGAUUAUUUGGUGUUAAGCAAAUCAUUAAAUACUGAGAAAAAAGAAAAGGACGGGAAAAAGAGCUGAUAAUUUAAGGAUUACACGUAUUUAUAUAAAAAAAUAUAUUUUCAAUACUUUUCCAGAAAAAGUAUUGAAAGCAAGUUGAAAGAUGCUUAAUUUAUUUACUAACUUUACAUGUUUUCUUAAAUAUUGUUUUGAACUUUUUUUAAAUUUAUAUUAUCUGACUGAUAAUUUUUUUGGACAUUUAAAUAAAUUUUACU
This is a messenger RNA of Meloidogyne enterolobii, 1003 nucleotides long. The record is from the annotation of a GenBank genome assembly. NCBI's taxonomy places the organism in Eukaryota, Metazoa, Nematoda, Chromadorea, Rhabditida, Meloidogynidae.